UAGAUAGAUAGAUAGAUAGAUAGAUAGAUAGAUAGAUAGAUAGAUAGAUAGAUAGAUAGAUAGUCAAAUGAACUUCUCUCCUGGGAUAAACAAAGUUCUAUCGUAUCGUAACUCGGCAGGUCAGGCAGCAUCUUUGGAGCAUGAAUUAAUGAUGUUUCGUUGAAAAACCUGAAGAAGAAGGGUCUCGAUCUGAAACGUCACCUGUCCAUCUUCUCCAGAAAUGCUGCCUGUAAUAACAGCACUUUGUACCCUGCUGGUUAAUUGAUAUUGUUUCUUCAUCCUUUGUCAGAAAUCCUAACAUCCGCUAACUUAAUUGAAAGAAAAACUGUGAGAACGUGGAUCGAGGAGACAAAAAGAUUAUUUAUGGAUGGUAUCAUUUUUGGUGUGAGCAGUGCUGUUUUAGCAGAUGAGAAUCGAUAUGCUAAAAUAAACGGCUUGAUUCAAGAUGUCGUAAAAGAAUUCCAUAACGAAAUACCUGGAUCUCAGAUCUCCAUGAUGGUCCCUUGGCGUCCAGACUGCUCUGUGACACAAUGCGCUGCCCUUCAAGAAAUCUCACACCACAGUGACAUUCUAUUUGUGACAUCCUUUGAUAUUCCAAAAUACUUGAAUGACUGUGUUGCAAAGCCAUUUUCUGCCUACCGCGAUGUCUUUGACGGUCUCUCUUCCUAUAUAAGAAUGGGCAUUGACUCUAGAAAGAUCCUGAUGGCAGUUCCAUGGUUUGGUCAGGACUUCACUUGCAGCCACUUUCAUGAGGCAGGCUUUUGCGAAUUGGGACAUCGUUCUGACAACAAAACAACCUGUGAUAAAAUUUCUGUAUCUUCCAUUACCUUUAAAGGUAUCAUGCAGCUUCUAUCAAAGUCCAUCACAGGCAGAAUCUGGGAUGAUGAUUUGCAUAACCCUUAUUUUGUUUAUCUGAACGGCAAAACCUACCACGAGGUCUGGUAUGACGAUCCAGAGAGCAUUUCAAUGAAGUCAACUAUCUUGAAGAGGCUCAAACUGCGCGGCAUUGGUGUGUGGGCUGCAAAUUUCCUUAACUACGGUAGUAAUGCCUGGACCUUGAUGCAGACUGAGGCAAUGUGGAAUGCUCUGUGCCCUCCCUGAGGAUAGUGCAGAGCACUUAAGGCCAUAAUUCUAAGCUGCAAGUAUUAGUGAGCAAGAGAAAUGUAAGAAGCAUGGAUCUGGUCAAUUGUGUAAUGUUUGAUCCAUCAAGCAAACUUCCCUUUAAUGAAAGCCAUGUGUACUUAUAGGUUUGCACAAGAAGAUUUACAACUUCAAGAGGCUUUAUAAUUGCAGUUAUUUCAAACUGCAUAAUCUUCCCCUCACCUAAAUUCUUAUAACCCAGUGAAACUAAUUUAUCUUUUCCUUUGCUUAUGAGUCCAGAUCUGGCAUGUUACAUCUGUACAUAUGUACAGUCCCCUUUCCCCUAUCUCCUUCCACCUAUAUAUCAUUUCCUCUGGCUUCACAAUUCAUUCCUCUUGUCUUAUUAUCUCAUGGCCUUUUGACAUUUCAUUUCUGACUUUUGACCGCACAUUUGCCAAUGGAACCCCAAAUCCCCCUCACCUGCAAUCACCACCUAUCACUUGGCAGGAUUUGUCCAGCCCUCACCUUUCAACCAGAUUUCUACCCCCUACUACAAUCAGUCUGAAAAAGGGACAUGACCUAAAACAUCGCGUAUCCAUGUUUUCCAAGGAUACUGCCUGACCCAAUGAGUUACACAAUCACUUUGUGGCUUUCUUCGCAAUUUGCUACAAAAAUCUACAGUUUUUGAUAUAUGUUAAGCUUUUAUAACUCCUUUUUUAAUGUCUAUUGGUAAUUGCCUCGUUAUAUACUCAGAACAUUAGGAGCCAGUAUGUAGUAGUCAUUUAGUUUAACUCAGUAUGUUAUAACUAUAACCAGUUACAUUUAAAUUUUAUCUGCAUGGCUGUAAUUAUGUGGGUGGGAUUUAUACAUAGUCUGGGGCUUGGUCGUGACUGGGAUUCUGGUGCAGACUCCGUAGGAGUUUAGUUUAGUUCAAUGAAGAUCGGGGAAGAGACAUCGUUUUUGAUCAUGCACGAGCAUGACCACGAGUAUGAUUGAAAUAUACUUAUACAAGAAGAAGCUUUUAGGAUUUCCUUACUGCUUGUACAACCACAAUAAAGAAACUAAUUAAUCCAAAGACAGUUUUCGGAAGAUUUAUCUUUCGACGGCGUUGAAUGUCUCGUGGAGAGCUCGUGGAUGCAUAUAGAUUGCCUUCUGAUCCACGGUCUUCAAUUAUAGUGACUAUCGAGGACUAAAUCAUUGAAAUGAUGUAAAAUCUGUCACUACAAUUUUGUCUAUAAUUUUAAUGCCGUCUUGUAUCACUAAUCAUUUGUGUGUUAUUAUGUAAAUGUGGCGUAAUAACAGAAAGAUUAAACAAGAAUUUACCGUUUGUAGAUUGAUCUUUAUUUUAUGAGAAGUUGGAGUGAGAGAUUACGUGAAGAACCCACCAGUACGCAUGCACGUCAAUCUUCAGAGCAACUGUAUGAAACCACAGUCCACUUGAACCAGAUUCAAACUAUAGAAAGAUUAAUAUACCUUGACUUACCAAAUGUUAUUUAUGAAAUUCAGGGUUGGGAGUGGACGGCACGUAGGUGCUCACUCCAACUUCUCAGAAAAUAAAGAUCAAACUACAAAUGGUAAGUUCUUGUUUAAUCCUUAUAUUUUAUUUCGAAGUCUCAUUACGAGACUACGUGAAGCCUUCAAAGCUCUAGGGUUUCAAGCAGUAAACCAAUCUAUACAGAUAAACCAUAGAUGGUAGAUGUGUCAUAGGCCAUCAACACAUGUUCAUAAAACUACAUGCAUGUACAUUGGCUUUAACAGGACCGCAGUCCCAUUACCUUGGAGUUACAAAUAGCACAUGUAGCACUGUCCAGAAUUCCAUCCGCAAAUUGUCCAGACCUUUUAAGCGAUUUAUUAUUAAACUUCCAAAAUGUGCGUUCAUCUGACCAUCUUGCUGUUGCAAGAAUGUCAUCAAGAGGCUGCUGACGUGGCUGCAGCCCUGGUGGAGUGUGACUUGAAAAUAUCUGGAUUCACUCCCGCUUUCAACAGCGUACACUUUAUCCAUCUUGAAAUAGUCUGUACCGACACUCUUGUGUGGCUUUUUAUAAAACUAUGAAGAAAGCUUUUUCAUCAUAUUGUAGGUUCUUAGUAACCGCAAUGUACCUUUUGACGUAUUUAACAACACACAAUCUCCAAUCUGGUGGUUAUGUUGCCAGUUCCAACGUACCCAGCCGUGCCUGACCUGCUCUGCUUUAUGAGUUCAUCCACAUAAUAUACUAUCUUCUUGUCAGGUACGACAGAGUUAUCCAGGCGAAGUUUGUGUAAAGACUGAGCUCUUUCUGUUGAAGUAAGUGCCAUAAGCAUCAGUAAUUUAUGAGUGAGCUGCUCCAACGUUAACGAUGCAGCUGGUGCUAAUUUACGUAGACAUCUUAAUACUGAUUUUACAUUCCAGACUUCUUUGUAUCUAGGCUUUGGAGGGUUCAUAUUAAAGACACCUUUUUAUAAACUUUGUCACCAGUGUGUGAGUGCCAAUCAUUUGUUGUCCUACUCCGAGCACUAGAUACGAUGAUAAGGCACUGCGAGGAGUUUUAAUUGCGCUAUAACUUGGUCACUUCUCAUAAAAGAAUACUGAAAGAAAUCCCAAAACAUCUGCUACUUCUGCUUUAAAGUAGUUCACAUGUGUAUCAUCCCAAAACUUUUUCCACUGUUUUAUGUAGGUUAUAUACUGCCUUCUUGUGCCAACUUGGCAAGCUGCAGUGAUCACAUCAACUGUCCUGCUGGAUAUUCCUAUUUGCUUGAAGGCUCUCCUUAAAUCCUGCAAAUUAAUAAAUCGAUACAAUCAUGCAGUGAGUGAGGCGC
Leucoraja erinaceus (little skate) is the source of this 3876-nucleotide messenger RNA. Its product is annotated as di-N-acetylchitobiase-like. Gene Ontology annotation, molecular function: chitinase activity. Gene Ontology annotation, biological process: chitin catabolic process; carbohydrate metabolic process. The record is from RefSeq and is a predicted model, not a curated record. Gene Ontology annotation, cellular component: extracellular region. NCBI's taxonomy places the organism in Eukaryota, Metazoa, Chordata, Chondrichthyes, Rajiformes, Rajidae. The transcript is spliced from 5 exons. Bases 364 to 1101 code for a protein of 245 amino acids.